AUGCGCUUCACUGUUGCUACCAUUGCAGUUCUCCCCUUCCUCGUGGCUGCCUCGGAGAAGCGCGCUGCCUUCACCCUUCAGAAUGGCAAGGACGCACAGGCUCUGAACGCGAAGUUUGCGACCCUCACUCCGAGCUCCGCAUGCACGGACGGCGAGAACGCUUGUGUCCAAGGCCAGUUCGCCCAAUGCGCCAACGGGAAAUUUGUCACGUUCCCAUGUGCGGCGACACUGAAGUGUGUCGCUUUGCCUCUCGUCAACUCGGCCGGUACCAGCAUCACCUGCUCCACGGACGCUGAUGCGGCACAGCGCAUUGCUAACACAGGCGCUACCGGUGGGGUUACCGGAAAGCGCUCUAUCCUCAAGGAGAAGAAGCGUGCCGAGUUCACCCUGCAAAACGGCAAGGACGCUCAGGCCCUGAACGCUAAGUUCGCCUCCCUGACCGCCGAUGCUCCGUGCACCGACGGCCAGACGGAGUGUGUCAACGGACAGUUGUCGCAGUGUGUCGGUGGCCAGCGCCUGCUCAGCCCGUGCGCCGCAGGCCUGAGCUGCGUCGCUCUUCCUCUCGUCAACUCCCCCGGAACCAGCAUCACCUGCGACACAAUCGCGGAUGCUGAGGCACGCAUCUCCACCACUGGUGCCACCGGUGGCCUCAACGGCAAGCGCAGCCUUUACUAG
Punctularia strigosozonata HHB-11173 SS5 is the source of this 675-nucleotide messenger RNA. RefSeq lists its product as uncharacterized. The transcript has 3 exons. Bases 1 to 675 code for a protein of 224 amino acids. NCBI's taxonomy places the organism in Eukaryota, Fungi, Basidiomycota, Agaricomycetes, Corticiales, Punctulariaceae. The record is from RefSeq and is a predicted model, not a curated record.